Gryllus bimaculatus (two-spotted cricket) is the source of this 1365-nucleotide messenger RNA. NCBI's taxonomy places the organism in Eukaryota, Metazoa, Arthropoda, Insecta, Orthoptera, Gryllidae. The record is from the annotation of a GenBank genome assembly.
AUGGCCGCGCGUUUGUCGCCCGCUCGUGGCCGCCGCGAGGCGAGGGAGCGGGGACCAGCGGGCAGAGCCAACGAUGUGGAGUGGCGUCCAUUUGCUGGGGGCCGCGGACGAUGCGGCGCGCGAUAUGGAAGAGCUAUGCUGUGGCCCGCGCGCGCCAACGUGUCGUGGCGCCAGCUGCCGGCCCGGCGCGCCGACUGCCGCCUUGCGCUCCCGGCGGGGGCGGUUGGCGCGCGCUGCGCGGGCUCGUUCGUGGACCUUGACGCGCGCUCAACACGCCCUUGCGCCCGGCGGCGGCUUCCGCGCUCGCCGCCGCCCCCGCCCCGCCGCGGCCCCCCGCCGCAGCGCUGCCGGCCGCCGCCCCCUGCCAGCAGCCCUUCUGCGGCGAAGCUGGAGGAGCUGCCCCCGGGCGCGGAGGCGCCUGCACUUCCGCGCCCACCCCCGCCGCGUCCUUCCGCCCCCACCGCGCCCCCGCCGCCGCCCCCGCCGUCCACGUCACGGCCGGCCCGUCUUCGGCUUUCCCUACAGCUACCGUGCACUACUGCUUCACGCAACCGCGUGCUGCUGCGCCUGGAGACGGUGGCCGGAGGGCGGGGCGGAGCAGGGGCGGGGCGGGGCUGGGCGCCGCUGGCCCGCCGUAGGACCCGGACCCGCCGUGCCGGGGUGCUGACGCGCCUGUGGGGACGGCCGCGCGUCGCCGCGCGCUGCUCCCCGGCGCAGCUGCCGCCGCGCCAACCUCUCCGUGCUCUCCCUCGGCAACGCCCUCACGCUGCGCCUCGCGGCCGGCGGGCGGCGGCGGGGCGGGCGGCGGCGGAGCGGGCUCACAGCCCCGGCUACCGAGACGACAACGCCUACUGGGUGGGCGCCUCCGACGUGAUGUACGAGGGCGACUUCCGCUGGUCCGACGGCUUCCCGUUCCGCUACACCAACUGGUUCCCGGGCUGGGAGCAGCACAAGCACUUCGCGCAGCAGCCCAACGACGACGGCACGAGCCAGCUGGACUGCGUGGAGCUGCGCCGCGUGUUCGCGCUGCCGUCCGCCGGCGUGCGCCUCGCCCACUCCUUCAUGUGGAACGACAUGCACUGCCAGGCGCGCAACUUCUUCGUGUGCGAGCGCCCACGCGUCGGAGAGGCGGCGGAGGAGGCGGGCCCCGCCGACUGCAACCGGUCGCUGACGCUGAGCCGCGACGUGCCGCGCACCACCGUCGUCAGCCCUGGCUUCCCGCACCGCUACCCGGACAACGUGGAGUGCGCCACGCUGGUCACGGCGCCGCCCGGCUACCGCCUCGUCAUCGACUUCGAGGAGCUCGUGCUGGAAGACGAGGCCGACAAGAACUACUUAACGAUAUCUCGUUUUGUAUUGGUAUAA